CCACUCCCCAGCUCAGAUGCCUCACCGGGGACUUCACAAUACUCUGGCUUAUCAUUACUACGAACUGAAGGUAGACUCCCGCCUAUCCUCGUCCAUCUAGUGGUCGCUGGGUUGAGUUUGCUCUUCAACACCAUCUCAGCCCCACAUCCCAACUGUCUGUCGCGUCCUCAAUCUUCCAUCUUGCUGUCCCCUGGCGUUCUUCUUGCUGGCACUCGGAGCUGUUUGCCAUAAAACGCGCAUUACAGAAGUGAUACUAGUAAUAGACUUAACCUUCAAGGCUUUUCAAGAGGAACAAGAUCUCGACACCAAUGUUCUCCGCAUGAUUUGUCCGGGGGCGUGCUGUCAGUGAUACUGUAUCCCCAGACUCUCGUCUCUAUGGGGCCCCCUCGGCCUGGACAUCAGCUAAAGCAUCCGCCGCCAACUGCCUUUCCCCUUUAUUUCUCCAGAUCAAUCCCCGGGCCGGGACUGCUCAACCUUGGUUGAACAAACACAAUCCUCGACUUGAGGCCCAAACUUUCCCUAGGGUCCAGCCACGCUCACAUUGAAAACAGAUCAAUGAUCAUAACAGCAGAAUUGUCUUUCGACUCCUAACACCGUUAGAAUCAGAGACACGGAGUAUAGCUACACUUUUAUAUAAUUGUUCGCUCGCACCCCACAGCUUACGUUGCGACUCUCAACAACACUAGGUAGCAAUCCGACGGUUUAUAAAUUGGCUUUGUGGCAAUUGAGUUCAAGCUCACGGAACCGGAAGUUCCCAGGCUUGCGACAAGUCCCAUAACGAUCUACCGGACACGUUCCAUCGGCAUAUGGUGUCUACUUGAGACGCCGAGGCAUUUCUUAUUGCUACCAAUACUCAUACAAUAUACUAGCUGUCUGAUGAAAUACUAAGGCAGUCCUCCUUACAGGUGGCUACGACUCCCUUCUCUCAUCGUCACAGCUGUCGACAAGAAGUCACUGUCCGCCGGCGUCAGCAGGCCCCCAGAACUAUCACCAGAGUCCCUGUUUCUGUGCAAAGCGUUCCAUACCGUCAGAAGAUCUGGUAAACGACCUUCAGGGCCGGCCCAACGCUCACCAACUAUUUGUGAUCACUAUCACAGAUCACUAAUCUACAAGCCAACAAAAUGGCCACCGUCGCCGCCACGGCAGCCGCGGCGGCAGCAGGGCUCUUCUACGCCGACCGUAAACUAGGCGUGUCGCGGGACAUAACACAAUAUCGUCUGGAGCAGUCAUUCGCUAAGCGGUUUCCGGAAUUCGUGGGAAAACUUGGUCCACAAUCACCACAUCUAUACCGAAUGCUCGAGCUGGCGGACCCGACAGCCGAGGCGAUAUGGUUCGAGGGACGAUCAUGGAACUAUCGGGCCAUGAAGCAGCAAGUCGACGAGCUGGCCGUGGGGCUGCAUGAGACGCUGCAGGUCAAGAACGGGGACAUUGUGGCGGUCUUCAUGACCAACUCGCCCGAGAUGGUCUUCACCGUGUACGCGUUGACCAGACUAGGAGCGGCCCCGGCUCUGAUCAACAACGCGCUACGAGACGAGACGCUGCUGCAUUGCGUGCGUCUGCCGUCGUCCAAGCUGAUUCUGACAACGCCGGAUCUCGCCGUCCACGCGGCCACGGCGGCCAAACUGCUGGACAAUCAAGGUGUCGUCAAGACAGUCAGCUUGAAUCUGGGCUCGUUUCGACCAACAACAGUAUUGCACGAGGAUAGCAACAACAACAACAUCCUAGACUUCCCAUUGCCCGACCACACCCGUCCUCAACCACCGGUGUUACCCCCUAUACCACCGAAAUCUCUAUCCUCGGUCGCGGCACUGAUCUACACCUCCGGGACGACGGGCAAGCCCAAAGCCUGCCGGGUGAAGAACGCAUUGAUCUGCGGUGUAUCACUUCGCACAUCAAUUGACGACACGGACCCGCAGAAAUACCUGGCCAACCUACGAAUAUACUCGUGCAUGCCGAUUUUCCACGGAACGACCUUCUUCACGGGCCUAUGCUACAGCGUAGCCAACAACGGAUGUUUUUGCGUCGGCCGCCGGUUCUCGGCACGCAACUACUGGCGAGAAGUGCACGAGAGCCGGGCGACGCGGAUCCUGUAUGUUGGCGAACUAUGUCGGUUCUUGCUAGCGACGCCAGCUACACGCUACGACCGCGACCACAUGGUGCUAGUGGCCGCGGGAAACGGCCUCCAGAAGGACGUGUGGGUCGCCUUCCAGGAGCGGUUCCGGGUCGACGAGGUGCGUGAGUUCUACCGCUCGACUGAGGGCCUAGUCAAAUUCGACAACAUCCACCGUCGCGGCCGUCCCGGCGCCGGCAAGGUCGGGUACCUGGGCGUGUUGAGGAAAAAGUUUCUCGAAAAGGAUCAGUUCAUCGUCAAAUUCGACUACGAAUCCGAGAUGCCGCUGCGAGAUCCCAAAACGGGUUUCUGUCAGGUAGCUGACCGAGGCGAGCCCGGCGAGGCCAUUGCCCGUAUUCACAACUUGGACACAUAUACCGAUUACCAUGCCAAUAGGGACGCGACCGAACAGAAACUUUUGAGGAAUGUCUUUGCACCUGGCGAUUUGUGGCAGCGCAGUGGUGAUCUUCUGGUUCAGGAACCAGAUGGCUGGGUCAAGUUCGUCGACCGUAUCGGCGACACGUAUAGGUGGAUGGGCGAGAACGUCUCCGCCGGUGAGGUCAGGGCCUUGAUCUCCGAAUUGCCUGGUGUCAGGGACGUUGUUGUCGUGGGGAGGAGAUUGGACCGCUAUGAUGGCCAGGUGGGCACUGCGCUGGUUGUGCUGGAUACUAGUGGUACCAGUACUGGCGAAAAGACGGCACAGGUUUCGAGUGCAGAUGCAAAGACGGAACAGCAGGUGGAUGCAGAAGAAAAGGGUCUUGUCGCAGUGACGUCUGGAGAUGGAGACAAAGAAGCAAAGUUCAUGGCGUCUCUCUACAAGGCCCUCCGGGCAAAAGGUCUCCCGCGCUACGCUAUCCCGCGCCUCGUCAUGGUUCGCACAGAUGGCCUCAUUGACGUCGGGGAUACGUUUAAGCAUGCGAAAAUGGUGGUCAAAAAUAUCGAUUGGGCUGGCAAGAGUAGCAGCACUGGCAAUGGCGGAAACCGAUACUAUCUCAAUCUCGAGGAGGAGCGGUUCAAGCCUUUGGAUCAGGGUGCAUGGGCGAGCAUCGAGCUGGGAAGGGCCAAAUUAUGAGAUGUGACAGACCAGGCAGAGCCAUAUUGGGAGAUUGUAAGUUCGUACGAACGGUCGAAUGUGCAUACGUUCCGUUGAGAGGGUGUCGAAGAGGCCGGAACCUGCAGGCCCAUGCCACAGGACAGUACUAGAAUACAGGGAGGACUGGGGUAGGAUAUAGGUAGUCACAUCACUCAAUCAUGCGAAACGAACGGUACCUAACUUAAGGGUGAAGAACUUCAAGAUUUGCUGAUCUGUUUCGCUGGUCUGGUCUCUUGCUCUAUAGGAUAUAAAUGCAAGCUCGAAGAUGUUAAUCGACACAAGACUUGACACUACAGGAGUCGUCUUGGGUGAUGAUGGUACUACUGUACCACAAAUCUGAGCCUGUACUCAGACUACAACUUCGACUCUACUCCGACUCCGACUUCGAUCCUGGCAUUUUAUAUCUGCUCGGACAGGCCGGAUCCAAUCCACGACCAUCCUACCAUCGCUCUUGAUCCCGUCCACUGACGAAGAGACA
Messenger RNA from Exophiala dermatitidis NIH/UT8656, 3681 nucleotides. RefSeq names its product fatty-acyl-CoA synthase. The record is from RefSeq and is a predicted model, not a curated record. The transcript has a single exon. The coding region runs from base 1122 to 3182 and encodes 686 amino acids. Gene Ontology annotation, molecular function: long-chain fatty acid-CoA ligase activity; long-chain fatty acid transmembrane transporter activity. NCBI's taxonomy places the organism in Eukaryota, Fungi, Ascomycota, Eurotiomycetes, Chaetothyriales, Herpotrichiellaceae.